CCCACAUCCGCUCUUCUCUCCUUUGCUUCUCCGUCUCUCUACCACACGUUCCUUACCCGCGCACCCUGGUGGUCGCAUUCACAUAGCUCGACGCUCUUAAGUCCCUCUUGCUUCAUCCUAGCCCCACUCUACUCCUCCUCACUCUCCUCUCGCACUCCCGCCAUGUACUUCUCUCCCGCCCUCGUCACCAUCCUCACGCUUGGCGUGGCUCGCAGUGCGGCCGCGCCGCUGCGCACGCCCUUCGCUGCCGCAGAUGCAGCGCUGGCGGCACGCUUCCACUCCGGCCUCGCCGCUCGCGACCACGGCGCCUCCUUGAUGGCGAUGCACCGCCGUGCACAAGUCAUGGAGCAGGCCGCCGCCGUCGUCGCUCGGCAUGCCAGCCUGCCGCGCAGCGAGGAGCGCACGCGCCUUGUCGUCCGCGACCUCGAGCGCCGCGGUCUGCUUGACCAGCUCGUCAUUGCGCUGCGCGACAUCCUCACCACGCUGCUCGGCCAGAACCCGCCGGGCUCCAAGUCGCGCCGCAGCUCGCCCGAGGAGACCGAGGCGCUGCUGACGCAAAUCUCGUGCCUGCUGGCUCAGCUCAUGGGCCAGGAGGUCGAUGCUUCAAUGUGCACCUUCGUUGCCACGACGAGUGCUGGAAGCAAGAACGGCACUGCCAGCGCAGCAGCUGACAAGAACGCCACUGCCUCUGCUUCCUCGAGCUCGAACUCGGCACCACUGCCGGCGGACUCGGCCAGCCGCAAGGCCAAGGCCGAGAAGGCAGACAAGGCGGACAAGGCGGCGCAGAAGGACAAGGCCGAGCACGAUCAAGACGGCAAGCCCACGGCGGCGGCCGCGACGCAGAAGCAGCGCGAGCAGAUCCGCGACAUCAUCCUGGCGCGCCAGGCGCCGUCGGGCGUCACCGGCCUGCUCACGGUGCUGCGCGACCUCGUCGAUGCGAUCCUCAACACGCUGCUCCCCAUGUCGUCGCGCAGCGACGAGGCCUCGUCGACGCAGCAGAUGAACAGCACCUCCUCGCCCGACGACGGAGAGUGCCCGCCGCCGGGCACGAUGAACGACGGCAUGUACCGGCCCAACUGCCCUGGCUACGGCGGCCGUCGCGAUAUCGCUGAGCGCGACAUGAUGUCCGACCUCAUGACGACGCUGCUGCCGAUGAUCAUGCAGAUCAUGGCCGCGCUUUCGUCGACCGAGAGCGCGACCGCUGCCGCUGCCACAUCAUCGGCCGCGCCUGCCAAGCAGGCCAACGCCGCGAGCACCUCGACGGACCCCAUCGGCGACCUGCUCAGCGGCCUGUACACCGGCAGCUCCGAUGACACCGCCGCCGCUGCUGCGCCCACCGCCGAGAAGGCCAACAAGAAGAACGACACCGAGGACGCUCCGGGAGGCAGCGCCUCGGCCGUCGACUCUGCCGCCAAGCUGGCGGUGCGCGAGCUGCUCGGCGCCGAUGGGCUCGAGCUCGUCGAGCGCGGCGAGGUGAUGGCCCGGCGUGCGGGCGGCAUUCUGGGCGAGCUCCUCGUCGACGGCGACCUGCUCUCGCGGCGAGCCGACUUCAGCCCCGUCUGGGCCGAGGUCAAGAAGCUCGGCAACGGCGAGUGGACGCGGCGCGACGUGCACGACGACUUUGCGCCCGUGUGGCAGAGCUUCAGCGCCAUGGUCGACGAGGCCCUGGGACAGGCCUCGCCGGCCAAGCGCAGCAACGGCAGCAAGGCCUCUGACUUUGCACGCGCCGCCAUGCGCUUCGGCGCAAAGACGUUCUUCCGCGGCGGCUCCAACUUGCGUCGCAGCACCGACGCGCACGGCAAGCGCGCCGAGCACGACUGGCAGCCGCUCCUCUCCGCCGCCGGCGACUUUGCCAAGACGCAGAUGUCCGAGUGGACGACGGCGCUCAACGAGCACGCCCAGCGGAAGGCCUAG
Messenger RNA from Tilletiopsis washingtonensis, 1914 nucleotides. RefSeq lists its product as hypothetical. The record is from RefSeq and is a predicted model, not a curated record. The transcript is spliced from 3 exons. The coding region runs from base 163 to 1914 and encodes 583 amino acids. NCBI's taxonomy places the organism in Eukaryota, Fungi, Basidiomycota, Exobasidiomycetes, Entylomatales.